AUGAGCUUCAGGCAUUUUGACCUCACCAGGACGGGUUCACUGCUCUUUAGUCUUCGUGUAGGGGACUGCGUCUGUAUGUUAAUCUAUGGUCAGGGAUCAGCAUUAAACCGAACCUCCGACGUUCUCAAUGCGGUGUUGUUCGCUGAAGUAUGCGAUGCGCGCGGCGACGGUGAGUGGGCGUUUUUUAAUUUUCUUAUACUGCGCUUCAUGAUGACCCAGGGUCGAUACACUUACGCGAACAACACGUCAUACUCAACAUGCUCAGGCUUUGAGCUCAUUUGCGACAGCCACAAUCACUGUUGUUACGCCUCUGGGAGUGUCUGUGUCGGUUUGCCUGACGAUAAUAAUUGUGCCAAAUGUUUGGCAAGGGAGGCAUUGAAGAAGGUAUAG
Messenger RNA from Trypanosoma rangeli, 390 nucleotides. RefSeq lists its product as uncharacterized. Lineage: Eukaryota; Euglenozoa; Kinetoplastea; Trypanosomatida; Trypanosomatidae. The coding region runs from base 1 to 390 and encodes 129 amino acids. The record is from RefSeq and is a predicted model, not a curated record. The transcript has a single exon.